Messenger RNA from Brachypodium distachyon (stiff brome), 2360 nucleotides. Its product is annotated as cysteine-rich receptor-like protein kinase 6. Gene Ontology annotation, biological process: protein phosphorylation. Bases 205 to 2250 code for a protein of 681 amino acids. NCBI's taxonomy places the organism in Eukaryota, Viridiplantae, Streptophyta, Magnoliopsida, Poales, Poaceae. The transcript has 7 exons. The record is from RefSeq and is a predicted model, not a curated record. Gene Ontology annotation, molecular function: protein kinase activity; ATP binding.
ACAUCUCUUGAUUAAUUUUUUGUUGUUUUGGGACGUGACGUAAACAGGGAUUUCCUUUGUGGAAAUCAAACUGUGACUUGAUCUAACGCGAAGCCAACCUAAAAAGCCAGAACCACUCGUUUUCUCUACUAGCUAGCUACACCCAGCUGGCCACCACAUCUUCUUUUGUCCCCAAGUUAACGCACAUCACCACCAGGGGCAACCAUGGUUAUCACCAUGAUCUCUCACAAACUCUCGUGCUACGCCUCCAUCAUCGUCGUCGUCGUCCCCUUCCUAGCGCGGCUCGCCGCCAGCGACGUGCUGUGGCAAGAAUGCGAUAGCAGCCAGAACUACACAGCCAACAGCCCCUUCCAAUCAAACCUAAAGCAGCUCUCCACCACCCUCCCCACGGAGGCCUCCUCAUCUGCCACGCUCUUCGCCACGGCAGCCGUCGGCGCCAUCCCGGACACCGUGUACGCGCUCACGCUCUGCCGCGGCGACACCAACAACGCCUCCGCCUGCAACGUCUGCGUGUCCAACGCCUUCCGGGACGCGCAGCAGGUGUGCGCCUACAACAUGGACGUGGCCGUCUACUACGACCCUUGCUACCUCCGCUUCUCCAACCAGAACUUCCUAACCUCCAUCGACAACACCAAGCGGCACAUCAUGCCCAACGGGGAGAACGUGACCGCCCUGGCUGCGACGUUCGAUGCCGCCGUGGGCGUGCUCCUCGCCGCUGUCGCCGACUACGCGGCGCUGAACGACUCUUCCUCCUCGCGGUAUUACGGCACGGGAGUGGAGGACUUUGAUGAUGAGAACGACGUCCCGAGGAUCUACGCGCUGGCGCAGUGCACGCCGGACAUGGCGCCGGCCGACUGCCGGAGAUGCCUCGAGGGAAUCGUGAAGGUGAUGCCGAAGCAUUUCAGCAGGCGGCAGGGCGGGAGGAUCCUGGGGUUACGCUGCAACUACCGGUUCGAACUGUAUCCUCCCUUCUCCGGUGCUCCGCUUUUGCAUCUUCCAGCGCCGGCCUCGGGUGAGACACCAACGACGGAUGGAGGAGGAAGGAGAAAUAAAUCAACUAUCAUCCUAAUCGCUGCACUGGUUGUAGUUUCUUCAGCAUUGGCUUUCACUUUAGUUUGCUUUGGUGUAUGGAGUAGUAGAAGACACCAACGAUUGUCGUCACUACCAUAUUCCCGCAAUUGGGAGAGCGCUCCAAGCAUCAAUUUAUCCUUUCUUGGUCUGUCGACAUUGGAAAUUGCAACAGAAAAUUUUGCAGAAAGAAAUAAGCUUGGGGAAGGUGGAUUCGGUGCAGUUUACAAGGGAGCCCUUCCUGAUGGCCAAGAGAUAGCUGUGAAGAGACUCUCACAGGGUUCAGCGCAAGGAAUAGGAGAACUGAAAACAGAGCUCAUUUUGGUUGCUAAGCUUCAGCACAAGAAUCUUGUGAGGCUUAUAGGAGUUUGCUUGGAAGAGCACGAGAAGCUUGUUAUCUACGAAUACAUGCCCAAUAGAAGCCUUGACACGAUCCUCUUUGAUCCUGAGAAGAGCAAGGAUCUUGAUUGGGGGAAGAGGCUCAAGAUAAUUAAUGGGAUUGCGCGAGGUUUACAGUACGUCCAUGAAGAUUCUCAGCUGAAAAUAAUCCACCGAGACCUCAAAGCGAGCAAUGUUCUUUUGGAUUCAGAUUUGAAUCCGAAGAUUUCAGACUUUGGUCUGGCAAGGCUGUGCCAAGGCGAUCAAUCAAAGGAUGUCACAAACAGAGUUGUUGGGACGUUUGGAUACAUGGCACCAGAAUACGUCGUCCGCGGACACUACUCGACCAAAUCAGACGUGUUUAGCUUCGGCAUUCUGAUUUUAGAGAUCAUAACAGGAAGAAGAAACUGUGGAUCCUACAACUCCGAGCAGUCUGUUGACCUCUUAACUCUUAUAUGGGAGAACUGGACCAGGGGAACGAUCUCUGAGAUAGCUGACCCGUCCCUUAUUACCACCAGCAGCAGCAGCAUUCCGGAAGAUGAGAUGGUGGCGUGCGUCCACAUCGGGCUGCUGUGCGUGCAGGAGAGCCCCGCAGAUAGGCCGACCAUGUCGGCCGUGAAUGCGAUCCUUAACAGCGACACCGUCGCGCUUCAUGCUCCGUCCAAGCCGGCGUUCUGUAUCCGGGGGAGUAGCGCUCACCCGGAACCACGUCAGGGAGCGGGAGCCUCGCAUGGUGGUGCAGGCAGGCCGGCGGCGGUGAUGUCACUCAACGAGGUCUCGCUCACGGAGCUUGUAGCCAGAUAAGCCUUGUUGGCCUGAAAAAUCUGAAAUGAGGUCAUGUAGAACGAAGAACUGCUGACAUUGUGCAUUGAGCUGCGGGGAACUGCUCUGCUAGUGCUAGUGUAGUUACUGUU